UGAGAGGGUCUACUUCUUAUUUCUAUGGAAACAGGUCAGGCGGAGUAAAAGAGGCUUUAGGAUUGGUAGUUAGGGAUAGUACGGAGUCUGGUCUGUUGGAAGGAAGUAAACAAACGACUGGGGCGUAACAAAAUAUAAGUUGGAGCAGUAAAAGCGCCGGAAGUAUCGGAUGAAUGAAAGCUGUAUUACUUGAUUGUAUAAGUAGUCCAUGUGUCAGUUUUGAAGCAAAUGUAUUUUAAAACUUCACACUGCACAGUAUAACGUUGAUGGUAUAAUGUUUUCCUAUUGGCCGGAAGUGAGUGGAAAUAUCAAAAUGAGGAAUACAUUUAAAUACACGUUUUAGCUUUAUGUUUCUACACCGACCCUUGUAGUUGUGGAUUAUGCAGGUUGCUCGUGGUAAGGGAUCUGACAACACUUGGACAAAAAAAAAUAAACUGCUGAACCACAAUAGACAAGCUGGGGUAUUCACGAGUUCGGAAUCGCUUUUCUCUGUUGUGCAUGGGAGAAUGGAAUGAAAGUGCAAGACGACAUCGCGAAAUAAUGUUUAAGAACCUCUUUGCAGCGGGAUUCCUGGUGAGAACAGUUCAUACAGUCCUCACAUGGGCAGUGACGCUGGUGCUUUUUCUUCAUGAGACAGAUCUUCAGAAACAAGUGGAGAGAGGUGACCUUCUGCAGCCAGUGGUGUUUGUACUGCUGGUCCUUGUGUCAGUGCUGCUUUACUUCCUAGUGUCCCUCAUGGAUCCAGGAUAUGUUCUCACAGAUCCAGAGGUUAAGGUUGGAUUGAAUGAAGAGCAAGAAGAAAUGAUCCCUCAUGCCUCUAAAGCCAUAAGACUUCGUCGCUGUGGUUAUUGCACUCUGCAACAACCUAUGCGAGCAAAGCACUGCCAGUCUUGUCAGCACUGUGUACGUCGCUAUGAUCAUCACUGCCCAUGGAUCGAAAACUGUGUGGGGGAGAGAAACCAUCGGUUCUUCAUAAUCUAUCUAGCAGUGCAGCUUAUUGUACUUCUCUGGGGCUUCCAGCUUGGAUGGUCUGGGUUUUACACAUAUCCCACCUGGAAGGAGUGGCUGCAUCACAACAUCUUCUUAUUGGCUGCUUUUCUUUUAAUUACUAUUUUCACAGUUGUGGUAAUCCUGCUGCUAGUAUCGCAUCUUUAUUUGAUCUCUUGCAAUACUACCACAUGGGAGUUCAUGUCACGACAUCGCAUCUCCUACCUCAAACAUUGUGGACCUGAUGAGAACCCUUUUGACCAUGGAAUUGUACAAAACCUCUGGAUCUUCUUUUGCAUCUGCAGGAUUAUCAGCUGGGAAAAUAUCUACUUCCGAGAUGAAAGCAAUCCAGUUUAACACCAAGGAAUCAAGUUAUUUAUUGAAUGAAAAAAAUCAGUGUCCCAUUCUGGAUAAAUGGAGGCCUCCACUUCUGCACUAUAAGGUGCAUUUUUAAAAAGUGGAAUGCAUGAGCCUCACAUUGCCAUUACGAGUACCUCAUGUUCGGAAGGGAUGCUGAGAUUCCUAAGGCAUAACAGAUACAGUUUUAGUAAUGCUGCACAAUGGUGUGUGAAGCACACAGUAGAUGGAUCAGCAACAUUUUAUAAAGUGCACUAGAAGCAUGUUUUAGAGAUUGAAUUGGCAAUAUGCAGCACUGUAUGACAUGAUAGGAAAACUUCAAUUUCUGAAAGGUUUCAGUCAGUCCAAUAUUUCAUUAUCCUCUCCCAUUCCCUAGUCCCAGUGGUCUUAAUAUGACCAGGCACUUGUUUUCCAUGGGUUAAAUAUUUCUCAGAGACCACCAUGGUUACGUUAUUUCUGAGUAAUAAAAGCCAUAGUACUUAA
This is a messenger RNA of Protopterus annectens (West African lungfish), 1827 nucleotides long. It is a transcript of the gene ZDHHC12, whose product is annotated as zinc finger DHHC-type palmitoyltransferase 12. Lineage: Eukaryota; Metazoa; Chordata; Ceratodontiformes; Protopteridae. The record is from RefSeq and is a predicted model, not a curated record. Gene Ontology annotation, cellular component: Golgi apparatus; endoplasmic reticulum. Gene Ontology annotation, biological process: protein targeting to membrane; peptidyl-L-cysteine S-palmitoylation. Gene Ontology annotation, molecular function: protein-cysteine S-palmitoyltransferase activity. The transcript has 5 exons. Bases 499 to 1344 code for a protein of 281 amino acids.